AUGACAUCGCUCUCGGCGUUGCUCUCGCAGCAAACUCCACUUCAAACCCGGAAAGCUUUGAUUCUGCUGGGACUGCAGAACGACUUCUUGUCACCGAAUGGCAAACUCGUGGUCAACGUCGAGUCUGGAUUCUUACACCGCCUUGAGGUUCUUGUGCCCGCAUUUCGCGAAUUUGGCGACAUCAUCUGGGUUCGCUCGGAAUUCGAAGCCAAUCGCGAAGUGAACUCUCUGCAGAGUAACGGCGACACUGUCAUCGCCGGCUCGUACAAUGAUCGCGGGAAAGUCGAUCGCACCAAGUCUGGAUCUAAGCGUCGUGCUUCGGAAGAUGCCUCGACGUCGGCAAAACGUAUCAAGUCGACCAAGCCCGAUGAGGAUGAGGAGCUCUUCUUAACCAGGACAAAAAGCCGCGAACCAUGUUGCUUGCGAGGCUCGUGGGGCGCAGACUAUGCGCCGGACGUCAGCAAACUUAUAGACGAACGUCGCGAUAUGCACCUGGUGAAAACCUACUACUCCGCCUUCGGGUCCACCUCGUUUCUCACCACGCUCCGCUCGAAACUCAUUACCGAGCUAUACGUCUGCGGCUGCAACACCAAUCUGUCGGUGUUCGCGACGGCUAUGGAUGCGGCACGUUACGGCAUCAAGAUUACGCUUGUUGAGGACUGCCUCGGCUACCGCAGACAGGAGCGCCACGACGAAGCAAUUCGCCAGCUUGUUGACGUGAUGGGCGCUGAAGUCAUGACUGGUAAGAAGGUCAUCGACAUACUCAGCAACCCGCCGCUCGUGCAUGUUGAUGACGACUCUGACGCCCAGGACGACGAUGAAGACGAUGAGUCGGACAACGAGUCGAACGCAACAAGUGAUGCAGGGCAGAUUCUUGACAAGCCUGCCCCUCCCACCCUAGAUGAGGACGACGAUGAAGCUUUGGUCCCGGAGGACGAGCAGGACGAGGCAGCUGCAGUUCAGCUACCAAGCGUACCCGAGCCAGCGUCAUUGCGGAAGACACCGCUGUUCGGAGACGGCAAAGAUGUAGAGAGCGCCGGGUCAGUAAUAUUGUACGAUCUACUACCGGCCGACCUUUCAGAGAGCAUCUUUGAAGAAUUGAUAGCCGAAGUGAAGUGGCAGAAGAUGCACCAUCAGACUGGCGAAGUGCCGCGCCUAGUCUGCUGUCAAGGCUCCGUCGCAGAGGAUGGCAGUAUGCCUGUCUAUCGUCACCCGUCCGACGAGACACUACCGCUGCAGUGCUGGUCGCCUUCCGUGGACAAGGUCCGGAGGGCUGCGGAGGCAGUGGUAGGGCACCCUUUGAACCACGCACUGAUACAGCUAUAUCGCGGAGGCCAAGACUUCAUCUCUGAACAUAGCGACAAGACGCUAGACAUUGCGCGAGGCAGCUGCAUCGUGAAUGUGUCCUUCGGCGCGCAGCGAACGAUGCGGUUGCGCACGAAACGGAGUGCGGGCGGAUCAAUGUUAUUAGACGGAUCUCUACCGCCACGCACGACAUACCGUGUCCUUAUGCCACACAACUCGGUGAUAGUAAUGACGCUACCCACCAACGCUGAGUACUUGCAUGGCAUCAAUGCCAACAAGCGGCCUGCAGUCGAGUUCACCGAAGCGGAGAAAGCGUACGGCGGGCAGCGAAUCAGUCUGACGUUCCGUCAGAUUGCCACGUUCCUAACCGCCGAUGAACAUGGAAUAUGGGGCCAGGGAGCGACUGGUAAGACUCAAGAGGAUGCUAGGCCCGUUAUCAACGGUGAUGAAACGGAGAGCGAACGCCUCGUGCGUGCCUUUGGGGCGGAGAACCAGGCGAGUACCAUUGACUGGGAUGCCGUCUAUGGCGAGGGGAGCGAUGUGCUCCAUCUGAGGUCAGGGGCAAGACUCAGCGGCACGUCUAGACAGAGCGCGUAG
Messenger RNA from Baudoinia panamericana UAMH 10762, 1902 nucleotides. RefSeq lists its product as uncharacterized. Lineage: Eukaryota; Fungi; Ascomycota; Dothideomycetes; Mycosphaerellales; Teratosphaeriaceae. The transcript has 2 exons. Gene Ontology annotation, cellular component: nucleus. Bases 1 to 1902 code for a protein of 633 amino acids. Gene Ontology annotation, biological process: DNA repair; DNA alkylation repair. The record is from RefSeq and is a predicted model, not a curated record. Gene Ontology annotation, molecular function: dioxygenase activity.